This is a messenger RNA of Colletotrichum spaethianum, 1752 nucleotides long. Its product is annotated as vacuolar import and degradation protein 27. Lineage: Eukaryota; Fungi; Ascomycota; Sordariomycetes; Glomerellales; Glomerellaceae. The transcript has 2 exons. The record is from RefSeq and is a predicted model, not a curated record. Gene Ontology annotation, biological process: vesicle-mediated transport; protein targeting to vacuole. Bases 1 to 1752 code for a protein of 583 amino acids. Gene Ontology annotation, cellular component: Mon1-Ccz1 complex; fungal-type vacuole membrane.
AUGGGCGAGGACCACGACAACAGUCCAGGCGAAGAGCAGCCUCCGCCUCUGCCUCCACGACCCUCUAUCGAAUCGAGUGCAUCGAUAGAUGCGAGAAUGGCCAUGGCCGCUGCCACCACUGCAGUCACGCCUCUCGACAUCCAAACUUUAUCCUUUCCUGAUGGCUCCCGCGGCACUUUCUCGACGCCGGGCAACAGAGCCGUAUCCACACCCGUCCAAUCCUCGAGAAGCGGCCAGGCGACGCCGACAAGGACAUUGGCGGAGGGAGAAGACUCCAUGAGCAUCGCGAGCUUUUCGCCGACCCUGCGGCCGCCCAAUGACAUUGCCAGCCUGUUGAUGGGAGAGUUCAACAAGAGAAGCCCCGCGUGGAACCUGCUCAGGUCACAAUCGGCAACGGUACCACCGUUCGAAACUCUGAGGAUGGACGAUACAACUCGCAGUCUAGCCGGCUUCGCGCACGAGUUCGACGACCUGCCCGACGAGUCCGACGAAAGCGUCAAGGAUGAGGACCGAGUCGCCAUGUGGAAAGCAAAGCUGAAGCAUUACAUGAUCCUGUCAUCGGCUGGCAAGCCUAUUUACAGUCGGCAUGGGGAUCUCGGGCUGAUCAACUCGUACAUGGGCGUCAUCCAGACCCUUAUAUCCUUCUACGAGGGUGCUAAGAACCCACUUUCGGGCUUCACCGCAGGAAACACGAGAUUCGUUAUCGCUACACAAGGGCCUCUAUACUUUGUAGCCAUUAGCCGGCUGGGAGAGAGCGACUCCCAGCUCAGGGCGCAGCUUGAAGCUUUGUAUAUGCAGAUCUUGUCGACACUCACACUACCGACUCUGAAAAACAUCUUCGUCCACCGCCCAUCUAGCGACCUUCGGAAACCGCUGGAGGGCACUGAGCCUCUUAUUUCGUCUCUCGCCGACAACUUCACAAAGGGAUCCCCAUCGGCACUCCUCGGGGCUCUGGAAUGCCUCAAACUGCGCAAGUCCCAGAGGCAUGCCAUCAACAACGCCUUUCUCAAGCAGCGGACAGAAAAGCUCCUCUACGGUCUCAUAGUAGCUGGCGGCAAGCUGGUCAGCGUCAUCCGCCCACGCCGACAUUCCCUUCACCCUAGCGACCUACAACUCAUCUUCAACAUGUUGUUCGAGUCAGGCGGCAUCAAAGCCGGUGGCGGCGAGAACUGGAUCCCGUUAUGCCUACCUGCGUUCAACAACCGCGGCUACCUGUACAUGUAUGUCAGCUUUUUCGACGGGGUUGACGGCGAGCAGGCCACGGGACAGGAUCCGCCAGCAAACGCCGACGAAGAGCUAGCGAUCAUCCUCAUCAGCCCAGAUAAGGAGUCCUUCUUCGAGCUCAAACAAAUGCGAGACGCUGUUGCCGCUUCUCUGGCAAAGUCUGGUCAUCUCGCACUCAUUCAGACCGCCGCACGCGCUGGCCGACCUAGGACGAUGGAUAUCGCCCCGGGGUUCAGCAUGUCCGCUCUUGACCCCGUCUUCUCCUCCCUUAUUGCCCGCCGCCGCCUCAUGGGCCUCUACCACCAACUCCACGCCGCCGUCCACGCGAAACACUCGCAUAUGCGCGUUCUGCACUCCGUCUCCGAAGACGCAACCUCUCUGGCCUGGAUCACUCCAAUUUUUGAGUUCUACUGUGUUGCUGGCCCUAACGUGAGCCGUGCCGUACUCACCCAAGGGGCCAAUAAGGUCAUACAAUGGGCCCGGCGCGAGGAGGAACGAAUCUUCAUUAUCGGCGGAGGCGUCUUCUGA